AUGGCUAGCCUUCAGGACAACACUCUGAGGAUUGUUCUGGUGGGGAAAACCAGAAGUGGAAAAAGUGCAACAGCAAACACGAUCCUUGGGAGAAAGGAAUUUGAUUCUAAAAUUUCUGCCCUUGCUGUUAUCAAGUCCUGUCAGAAAGCAGAGCGAUAUUGGAAGGGGAGGAAACUUCUUGUCGUGGACACCCCAGGGCUAUUUGACACCAAGGAGAAACUGCAGACCACCUGUGAGGAAAUCAGCAGGUGUGUCCAAUUAACCUACCCUGGGCCUCAUGCCAUCAUCCUGGUUCUACAGCUCGGCCACUACACUGAAGAGGAGCAGAGAACAGUUGCAUUGAUCAAGGCCUUCUUUGGGAUGGUGGCCAUGAAGCACAUCAUCGUCUUGUUCACUCACAAAGAUAAUUUGGGUGAUAAGAUAAUGAGUGACUUUUUAGAUGAAUCAGUUGUGAACCUACAAAACAUCAUCAAGGAGUGUGGGUACCGCUUCUGUGUCUUCAAUAACAACCAGAAUGCAGAUGAGGCUGAUAAGGAAGCUCAACUGCAGGAGCUGGUGGAGCUGAUAGAGGAAAUGGUGCAGAAGAACGAAGGGGCUCACUUUUCUGAUGCCAUAUACAAGGACACAGAUGAAAAGCUGAAGAAAAUCUAUGCUGAGAAAUUGGAGAUGGAAAUUAAACUAAGAGAAGAGCAAUGUGAUCAGGGAAAAAUAUCACAGGAAGAAAAAGAGGAAGAAAUAAAAGUGCUAAAGAUGAAGUAUGAAGAACAAAUUAAAAAUAUAAGGGAACAAGCUGAAAGGAAUAUAUUUGCAGAUAUUGUACAAAGGAUUUGGAAUAUGCUUUCAAAUCUAUGGCAUAGCAUUUUCAAAUAG
Molecule: messenger RNA, 870 nt
Organism: Myotis lucifugus (little brown bat)
Lineage: Eukaryota; Metazoa; Chordata; Mammalia; Chiroptera; Vespertilionidae
Product: GTPase IMAP family member 7-like
Exons: 1
Coding region: 1-870 (289 amino acids)
Molecular function (GO): GTP binding
Source: RefSeq, a predicted model, not a curated record